UGUAAGUGAGCGCCGGCGUCGCGGCAGCGGAUCCAGAGGAAGCUCGGCGGCGGUGGCUGCUGUAAGCAGGCCGGACGCCUGCUGGCUGACGAGGCUUCCUCUAAAGCUGGCGAAGGCGGGGCCGCAGUCCGAGCUGCCGCAGUAUCUGGACCCACGACGGGGCAGGUGCCGGCAGCGAGAGACGUAGCUGCAUACAGAUCUCAUUAUGCAUCAGAAAAAUGAAAAAACAGAGGAAAAUUCUAUGGAGGAAAGGAAUCCACUUGGCCUUUUCUGAGAAAUGGAAUACUGGGUUUGGAGGCUUUAAGAAGUUCUACUUUCACCAACACUUGUGCAUUCUGAAAGCCAAGCUGGGAAGGCCAGUUACUUGGAGCAGGCAUUUGAGGCAUUUCCAGUGCAGAAAGAAGGCCCUUCAAAUCCAGAAAACGUGGAUCCAAGAUGAACCACUUUUUGCAAAGACAAAAGGCAAUGUGGCUGUCCAGAAUCUUUGUACUUUGUCCUCUAAAGUGAAAAGAAAGGACACCAAGCACUUCAUUUCCUCCUCAAGGACCUUCCUGAAACUCCAGGCAGAGAAGUUGCUGUCAUCAGCAAAGAACUCUGAUCAUGAAUAUUCUGGAGAGAAAAGUCUCUUGAAGGCAGCUGUUGACUUACCAGUGAAUAGUGUUUUAGGUCAGGCCAAUGGUCACAGACCUAGGACGGAGCCACAAGCUUCUGAUUUUCCUAUGAAGUUCAAUGGGGAGAGCCAGAAUCCAGGUGAGAGUGACAGAAUUGUGGUCACCUUAAGCAACCAUAAGAGAAAGCGCUUUUGUCAUGGCUGCUACCCAGGGCUGGAGCACCACAGGAACGGGGGACCCUUGAUUCCAAAAAAAUUUCAACUUAACCAACAUAGAAGAAUAAAAGUAUCUCCUCAUAUGAUGUAUGAGAAAUUAUCCAUGAUUAGAUUUCGGUACAGGAUUCUCAGAUCCCAGCACUUCAGAACAAAGAGCAAAGUUUGCAAGCUAAAAAAAGCCCGGCAAAGCUGGGUGCAGGUCACUGGGGACCAUCAAGAGACCCUGAGGGAGAACGGUGAGGGUGGCAGUUGCAGCCCAUUCCCUUCCCCGGAGCCUAAAGACCCUUCUUGUCCACAUCAACCGUACUUUCCAGAUAUGGACAGCGAUGCUGUGGUGAAGGGAAAGAACUCUCAUGUGCCUGAGGGCCACACUAAAGGAAGCCCUCUCUUGGACAAGGAGCUUAGUUUAGAUGAAGCAUUCCCUGACCAACAGAAUGGCAGUGCUACAUACACCUGGGACCAGUCACCCUGUUCCUCUCCUAAAUGGGAGUAUACAGAGCUGAUUCAUGACAUCCCCUUACCAGAACAUCAUUCUAGUAACAUGUUCAUCUUGGAAACUGAGAGAGAAGUUAUGGCUCUGGGUCAGGAAAAUCGGACAAGUACUGUCAGUGAUGACAGAGUAAAACUGUCAGUGUCCGGGGCAGAUCAGUCUGUGAGGAGUGUAGAUGGGCCUGUGUCCGAAGAGACUGUUCAGAAUGAGAGCUCGUGCCAGAUGGAUGAGGAUGGCUCUUUCAAACAGAAUAUUCUUAGUUCUAAGUUGCUGGACCACCCUUACUGUAAAAGUCCACUGGAGGCUCCUCUGACGUGCAGUGGACUCAAACUAGAAAAUCAAGUGGGAGGUGGGAAGAACAGUCAAAAAACCUCUCCAGUGGAUGAUGAACAACUGUCAAUCUGCCUUUCUGGAUUCCUAGACGAGGUUAUGAAGAAGUAUGGCAGUUUGGUCCCACUCAGUGAAAAAGACGUCCUUGGAAGAUUAAAAGAUGUCUUUAAUGAAGACUUUUCUAAUAGAAAACCGUUUAUCAAUAGGGAAAUAACAAACUAUCGGGCCAGACAUCAAAAAUGCAACUUCCGCAUCUUCUACAAUAAGCACAUGCUGGAUAUGGAUGAUCUAGCAACCCUGGAUGGUCAGAAUUGGCUGAAUGACCAGGUCAUAAAUAUGUAUGGUGAGCUGAUAAUGGAUGCAGUCCCAGACAAAGUUCACUUCUUCAACAGCUUUUUUCAUAGACAGCUGGUUACCAAAGGGUAUAAUGGAGUAAAAAGAUGGACUAAAAAGAAGCAUGGGAGAAGAAAGAAUAGCCGGAAUGCAGAGACCAAAGAAGAGAGUGGCAUGAAGAGAAUUUGAUUCAGAGAUGCAGGGCCUUGUGGUCUACGUUUUAAAUUUUAUCCUGAAUGUGUAAGAAUCUAUUGAAGGGUUUUAGGUGACAACAUCCAAUUUGUAUUUUGCUCUAGUGGCACUGAAGAUGGAUGAAUGUGGGAGCAAAGUUGAUGUGAGUAGGAGGCCACUGCAGAUUAACUGUACUUUAAAUUACAAUACUAGAAGAGAUGGGAGUUGUACACAAAUACGAGUGUGACCUAGGAAGUAAAUUAACAGGACUUGGUGAUGAGUAGGUUAUGGGGAAUGAAGAAGAAGAACUGUGAAAGAUGACUUCCAAGCAUGUAACUCGUGCCACUAGAUGGGUUGUGGUGGUGUUUAUAUUAGAAAAAUUGAGGACAACUAAUUAGUAGGGGAUUGGUCAAAUGAAAAAUAUACAUCCAAGACUUCCUUGGUGAUCCAGUGGCAAAGACUCUGGGCUCCCAAUGCAGGGUCCUGGGUUUGAUCCUUGUCAGGGAACUAGAGCCAUCCCACAUGCUGCAACAGAGAUUGCGAGUGCCACAGUUAAGACCUGGUGCAGCCAAAUAAAUAAAUAAAAGUAAAUAUAAAAUAUAUAUAAAUAAAUAUAUGUAUAUACAUCCAUAUAAUAGGAUGCUACUUAACCAGGAGAAGUUACAUAGCUGAGGAAAGAUGAUCAUAUGUAAUAUGGAGUAGAGAACGGUUAGACAGGUAUAUCUUGAAGGUAUUGUUGGUUUGGUUCUAGACCACGGCGAUAAAGUAAAUAUUGCAAAAAAGUGAGUCACCAGAUUUUUUGUUUUCCCAGGGCAUAUAAAAAUUACAUUUACACAAUAGUCCCUUAUGUUUGUGAUAGUAUUAUGUAAAAAAAAUUAUGUACUUAAUUAAAAGUACCUUUUUGUUAAAAAAAAAAAAAUUCUAAUCAUUCCCUGAGCCUGAGUGAGAGCAAUAAUAUCAAAGAUCACUGAUCAUGAAUAACUAUAAUGAAUAUAAUAAUAAUGAAAAAUUUGAAAUACUGUGAGAAUUACCAGAAUGUGGCAAAGAGACAUGAAGUAAACAAAUGUUGGAAAAAUGGUGUCAAUAGGCUUUAUCUAUGCAGGGUUGCCAUAAAUCUUUAAUUUACAAAAUAUGCAGUAUCUGCACAGUACAGUAAAACAAGGUAUGUCUUGUAAAUAGCAUGGGAAAAUUUCUGAAUAAAGAAUAACAUGAAAUUGAAGGAAUAAAGCCAAGUAUAAUUCAGUGUCAUUUCAUUAAAUAGAAUAAAUUAAAUUGUUCUAUCCUCUGGACGCUCUCAGAUUGGAUUUCAUCGGAAAAUCCAACUAUAUGCGUGUAUAAGAAACAAACAUAAAGUAAUAUGAAAAAGCUUGAAAAUAAAGUGACAGGUACUAGGCAAAUGCAAACCAAAAGAAAGAAGUGGCAGUGGCAAGCAAAAAGGAGGAACAGUAGUAUUAAUAGCAAAUGAGGUAGAAUUUAGUGUGAAAAGUACACUGUGAUAAAAUUUUAGUAUAUAGGAGACAUAACAGUGAUUACAAAAGCAAGGAGACUUUGGUAAAUAGUGAUAUUGAGAGACCUCUUUCAUAGUUGGACAAAUCUAGCAGAUAAAAAAUAAGACCAUAUAAAAUACAACCAGUGUUUUUGGCUUAAUAGAUUUAUACUAGAUCUUUAUAUCCCUCAAAAAAGAGAAUAUACAUUUAUUCUUAUAUCCAAGAAACAUUUGUAAAAAUUGAUCAUGUACUUGGCCAUAAUUAUUACAUAUACUAUUCCUUAACCACAGUUCAAUCAAAUUAAAAAUAAAUAAUAAAAGGUGUCUAAAAAAAUCUUCAAAAUUUUCACACAUAUAACUUGAUAUAAACCUUGGGUCUAAAAGAAAAUAGAUUAUAUACAAAUGAUCUAGUAAAGGACAGAAAAGGGAACACAAUCUUAGCAGCUGCUAUGGAAUAAAAUGAAAUCUCUUUUGAGAAAAAAAUAAGUCAUAAAUACCAUUAUUAUUAAAGAAAAAAGGAAAAAUAGAAAAAUUAAGUACUUACUAAGUUUGAUUACAUUAAGAAAAAUUAUGGAACAACCAAGAAUUUGAAAUGCAACAAAUAGUGAAACAAUGAAAGUACAAAGAAAAUCCACAGCAGAAUUUUAAAAAAUUAAUCUCAAAGCAGCAGAAUCCAUUCUGUGUACAACUUAAAACUCUGAUGAUAUAAAAGAAAAAUGAAUUAAUUCAACUAUAUAAAAAGGUAAACAGUAAACUGGGAAAAAUUUGAUAUUUAUGUGAAAUAUUUGAUAUCAAAUGUAUAUAUCAAAUAUCAAAGAAAUAUUUUUUAAAUAUAUAAAUGCUUCUACACAUCAAUAAGAAAACAACCUCACCAACUCAAUAGAAAAAUGAGUGAAUGAUAAGAAUAAAAAGCAUUAUAAAGAAGUCCUUGAGUUCUAGAUAUAAGUCUUAUGUCAAAUCUAUAUUUUUUAUUGUUUUGUCUCAGUCAGUCUCUAACUUUUCUCCUUAUUUCUUUAACAUGCGUUUUGAUGAAUAGAGAUUUUUAUUUUGAUGAAAUCUAAUUUACCAUACUCUUUUCUUUUAUAGUUUUGCUUUCUAUAUCCAGUUUAAGAAAUAUUUGCCUCAUUAUUUUCUUCUAACAGCUUUAUAGUUUUAGGUUUUACAUUUACAUCUCUGGUGCAUCUCAGUUUUUGUGUAAUCAUAAGGUAGGGAUCAAGGUUUUUUUUUUCCCCUCCAUAACAUCCAGUUGUUUCAAUGGCAUUUCCUGAAAAGACUUCUCUUUCCCACUUUAAUUGCUUUGGCAUCUUUGUAGAAAGUUAACUGACCAUAUAUGUGUGGGUCUAUUUCUCGACUUAAUGUUCUUUUCCACUGAUCUCUUUGUUCUUAGGUAAUACCACACUGUCUUGAUCUCUGUCUUUAUAAUUUGUCUUUAAUCAGUGUUAAGUGGCCAGGUUUAGCCUUCUUUUUCAGAUAGCUUUGGCAAUUAUAGGUCCUUUUGCAUUCUCAUCAAAAUUUCAGAAUCAGUUUGUCAAUCCCUACUUUUAAAAAAACUUGCUGGGUUAUGAUUGGGAUUGUGUUUAAUCUGUAUGUUCAUUUGGAGGGAAUGGAGACCUUAACAGUAUUGUCUCUCAGUCUAUGAACAUGGUAUAUUUUCCAUUUAUUUGGAUCUUUAAUUUCUUUCAGCAAUAUUUUUACAAUCUUAGUGUACAGAUCUUGCACCUAAAUGUAUCCAUAGGUAUUUCAUGUUUCUGAAACUGCUAUAAACAAUUUUUUUAAUUAUUAUUUUUUAAAUUUUAUUUAUUUAUUUUUUUCAUUUAUUUUUAUUAGUUGGAGGCUAAUUACUUUACAGUAUUGUAGUGGUUUUUGCCAUACAUUGACAUGAAUCAGCCAUGGAUUUACAUGUGUUCCCCAUCCUGAUCUUCCCUCCCACCUCCCUCCCCAUCCCAUCCCUCUGGGUCAUCCCAGUGCACCAGCCCUGAGCACUUGUCUCAUGCAUCCAACCUGGACUGGCGAUCUGUUUCACACUUGAUAAUAUACAUAUUUCGAUGCUAUUCUCUCAGAUCAUCCCACCCUUGCCUUCUCCCAUAGAGUCCAAAAGUCUGUUCUAUACAUCCGUGUCUCUUUUUCUGUCUUGCAUAUAGGGUUAUUGUUACCAUCUUCCUAAAUUCCAUAUAUAUGCGUUAGUAUACUGUGUUGGUAUUUAUCUUUCUGGCUUACUUCACUCUGUAUAAUGGGCUCCAGUUUUAUCCAUAUCAUUAGAACUGAUUCAAAUGUAUUCUUUUUAAUGGCUGAGUAAUAUUCCAUUGUGUAUAUGUUCCAUAGCUUCUUAUCCAUUCGUCUGCUGAUGGGUAUCUAGGUUGCUUCCAUGUCCUGGCUAUUAUAAACAGUGCUGCGAUGAACACUGGGGUACAUGUGUCUCUUUCAGUUCUGGUUUCCUCGGUGUGUAUGCCCAGGAGUGGGAUUGCUGGGUCAUGUGGCAGUUCUGUUUCCAGUUCUGUUUUAAGGAAUCUCCACACUGUUCUCCAUAGUGGCUGUACUAGUUUUCAUUCCCACCAACAGUGUAAGAGGGUUCCCUUUUCUCCACACCCUCUCCAGCAUUUAUUGCUUGUAGACUUUUGGAUAGCAGCCAUUCUGACUGGCGUGUAAUGGUACCUCAUUAUGGUUUUGAUUUGCAUUUCUCUGAUAAUGAGUGAUGUUGAGCAUCUUUUCAUGUGUUUGUUAGCCACCUGUAUGUUUUCUUUGGAGAAAUGUCUGUUCAGUUCUUUGGGCCAUUUUUUGAUUGGGUCAUUUAUUUUUCUGGAAUUGAGCUUGCAGGAGUUGCUUGUUUAUUUUUGAGAUUAAUCCUUUGUCUGUUGCUUCAUUUGCUAUUAUUUUCUCCCAUUCUGAAGGCUGUCUUUUCACCUUGCUUAUAGUUUCCUUUGUUGUGCAAAAGCUUUUAAGUUUCAUUAGGUUCCAUUUGUUUGUUUUUGCUUUUAUUUCCAAUAUUCUGGGAGGUGGGUUAUAGAGGAUCUUGCUGUGAUUUAUGUCAGAGAGUGUUUUCUCUAUGUUCUCCUCUAGGAGUUUUAUAGUUUCUGGUCUUACAUUUAGAUCUUUAAUCCAUUUUGAGUUUAUUUUUGUGUCAGAAUUUUUAAAAUGUUAUCUUGCAAUUAUUUGCCGUUAGUAUAGAGAAAUACAGUUGAUUUCUCUUUCUUUUUUUUUUUAAAUGUUAAAUAUUAUUUAUUAUUUUAAAUUCUUCUUGAUUUGUUUCAUAUACAAAUGUUUGGUCUCCAAAGACAUCUGUUAAAUAAUUGCCUUCAUAAAUAAACUCCAAUACAUGGAAACAUAACAAUGGAACCUGAGGAUCUUACUUUAUAAGUGGCCCCAUGUCAAAUUCUGAGCAUUUUUCUUAUAUUAGGUUGGGUUAGUAAGAUUAGGUAUGAGGGUUAAAUUGAUUUUGUUUUUUUUUUAAUUUUUUUUAUUAGUUGGAGGCUAAUUACUUCACAACAUUUCAGUGGGUUUUGUCAUACAUUGAUAUGAAUCAGCCAUGGAUUUACACGUAUUCCCCAUCCCUAUCCCCGCUCCCACCUCCCUCUCCACCCGAUUCCCCUGGGUCUUCCCAGUGCACCAGGCCGGAGCACUUGUCUCAUGCAUCCCACCUGGGCUGGUGAUCUGUUUCACCAUAGAUAGUAUACAUGCUGUUCUUUUGAAAUAUCCCACCCUCACAUUCUCCCACAGGGUUCAAAAGUCUGUUCUGUAUUUCUGUGUCUCUUUUUCUGUUUUGCAUAUAGGGUUAUCGUUACCAUCUUUCUAAAUUCCAUAUACGUGUGUUAGUAUGCUGUAAUGUUCUUUAUCUUUCUGGCUUACUUCACUCUGUAUAAGGGGCUCCAGCUUCAUCCAUCUCAUUAGGACUGGUUCAAAUGAAUUCUUUUUAAUGGCUGAGUAAUAUUCCAUGGUGUAUAUGUACCACAGCUUCUUUAUCCAUUCAUCUGCUGAUGGGCAUCUAGGUUGCUUCCAUGACCUGGCUAUUAUAAACAGUGCUGCGAUGAACAUUGGGGUGCACGUGUCUCUUUCAGGUCUGGUUUCCUCAGUGUGUAUGCCCAGAAGUGGGAUUUCUGGGUCAUAUGGCAGUUCUAUUUCCAGUUUUUUAAGAAAUCUCCA
Molecule: messenger RNA, 7773 nt
Organism: Dama dama (fallow deer)
Lineage: Eukaryota; Metazoa; Chordata; Mammalia; Artiodactyla; Cervidae
Gene: SENP5
Product: SUMO specific peptidase 5
Exons: 7
Coding region: 219-2168 (649 amino acids)
Biological process (GO): protein desumoylation
Cellular component (GO): nucleus
Molecular function (GO): deSUMOylase activity
Source: RefSeq, a predicted model, not a curated record